Priapulus caudatus is the source of this 2841-nucleotide messenger RNA. RefSeq names its product chondramide synthase cmdD-like. The record is from RefSeq and is a predicted model, not a curated record. Gene Ontology annotation, biological process: secondary metabolite biosynthetic process; amino acid activation for nonribosomal peptide biosynthetic process. Bases 6 to 2708 code for a protein of 900 amino acids. Gene Ontology annotation, cellular component: cytoplasm. NCBI's taxonomy places the organism in Eukaryota, Metazoa, Priapulida, Priapulimorpha, Priapulimorphida, Priapulidae. The transcript has 3 exons. Gene Ontology annotation, molecular function: phosphopantetheine binding.
UCGACAUGGCGCCGAGCGACGCGCUCGUCGUCGCGCUGCUCGCCGUGCUGAAGCUAGGCUGGGCGUACGUGCCGCUAGAUGUCGCUUUCCCCGCGGCGCGCAUCCGACAUAUUCUCACAGACGCCCGCCCUCGCUGCGUUCUCACGGACGGAGACCCGUCGCCACAGCUGCUGCAAGGCAGCGACGGACUCGACGUCGCCCUGUACGACGUCGGCGAGCUCGAAGCGCGCGAAGCCGACCACGCUGUCGUCGCCGACGUCUCGUCGGACGUCGCCUGCGUGCUGUACACAUCCGGCAGCACGGGGGUACCGAAGGGGGUCGUUCUGCCGCACGCCGCCGUCUUGAAUCGACUCGCCUGGCAGUGGCGUCGCUUUCCGUACGCGCGCGCCGACGACGUCGCCGCCUUCAAGACGUCGCUGACGUUCGUCGAUCACGUGACGGAGCUGUUCGCGCCGCUGCUGGCGGGCGUCUGCGUCGUCGUCGUGCCGCGCGGGACGGCGAGGUAUCCGGAGACGUUGAUCAACCUACUGGAGCUGCGGGCGGUGACGCGGCUCGUGCUCGUACCCGGGGAGGCGCUGCCGUCGUCUCUCGUCGACGCCUUCUUCGCGACGUUCCCCGACGCGACGCUGUGCAACUUCUACGGCAGCACGGAGGUGAUGGGCGACGUGACCUACGCGUCGUUCGCGUCGGCCGCCGACGCUGUCGCGCAGCGACGCGGCAGCGACAGCGCCCCGAUCGGCCGACCAGUCGACAACACUGUUAUCUACGUGCUCGACGCCGACGGAAAUCCCGUCGUCGGCGACGGCGAGACGGGCGAGAUGUACGUCUCGGGGCGCAAUCUGGCGGCCGGGUACGUCGGCGCGUCGUCGUCGGCGACGGAGUCGCGAUUUAGCGAGAACCGACGCAGCGGUGGCGACGCGCGAUUCGGUCGGCUGUUCCGCACAGGCGACUUCGCGAGAGUCGUCGGCGGCGCUCUGCAUUUCGUCGGUCGUCGCGACGCUCAGAUUAAGGUCACCGGCCGACGGGUCGAUCUGCGCGAGAUCGAGGCUGCCGCCGAGCGGCUGCCGACCGUCGGCAAGGCGGUGGCGCUGUGCCGCAACGUCGGCGAGCCGAAUCAGAUGGUGGCGCUGUACUACGCGGGCGCGCCGACGGAGAGCGACGUCCGAGCGCACAUGCUGUCGUGUCUCCCUGCAUACAUGCUUCCCAUCCCUGUGCGCAUCCCCGCAUUCCCUCUACUGCCCAACGCGAAAGUCGACCGACAGACCCUUCUCCAGAUUCACCCGACGCGCCGACGGAGCGACGAUCGCCAGGGGGAGCCGGCGGCGCCGACCGACGCCGAGGCGGCGUUGAUCGACGCCGUGUCGUCGGUGCUCGGCAUUCCGCCGUCGGCUGUCGAUUUACGUCUGGGUUUUGUCGACGUCGGUGGCGACUCUGCGAACACGAUACAGACAGUGCUGCGACUGAACGAGAGCGGUUACUCCGUCAACGUGUCGCAAUUCGUCGACGCGCCUUCGCUCGGCGACGUCGCGGCGACGAUGACGCGUGGCGACGCAGCGCCGACGCGAUUGACGCUCCCCGUCGGCCUGCGCGACCGCUACUCCGUCGUCCCGCUAAGCGAACUCGCCGACCCCCGCGAGCUCAUCAAUAUCUUCGCCGACACGUUUGCGAUGAACGAGAUACUGACGUCGGCUGCGGGCGUGACGUCGGCGCAGUUCUACGACUUUAUCAACAGCUUCUGGCGACGCUGCUUCGACGGCGGGCUCUCGUUCGGCGUCGUCGACCGGCGGCGCCAUCUCGUGGCCGGCGUCGUAAACUUCGUGCUCGGCGACGAGCCGGAAAUGUACCUGCCGCCGACGUUCGGAAUCGUCGUCGAUGUGCUGUCGACGGCCGAGCGUCCGGCGAAGCGGAAGCUGAGGGAGAUGAAGAUGAAGCCCUAUGAUGGAGAGGGAGGAGGUGGCGGAGUAAGGGAUGGUGAUGAAAAAGCAAGAGGAGGCGGAGGAGGGGAUGAGCAUGAAAAAGGAGGAAGUGGAGGAGAUGAUGAUGAGAAAACAGGAGAAGGAGAAGGGGGAGAAGGAGGAGCAGGAGGAGAUGGUGAUGCGGAUACAAUAGCAGCAGUGGUUGUAGGAGGAGAUCAUGAUAAGAAAGAAGGUGAAGGAGGUGUUAACGAAGGAAAAGGAGUAGAUGGACAAAGAGGAGGAGUAGCGGGAGAAGGAGGUAAUUAUGAGGAGAGGUGUGAGGGAGGAGAUAAGAAUGAAGAGAAUGAAGGAAAAGAAAAAGGAGGCCAACGAGAAGUAGAAAAAAUGGAAGGAGAAGGAGAAAAGGGAGAAGUAGAAGUAGGACAAAAAGAAGAAGGAGGAGAAGGACCAGGAGAACGACGACAAGAAGAAAUAUGGGAAGACGGCAGAGGAGGAGGAAGAGGAAAGCUGCUCUAUAACUUCAUGCUGGGUACGGACGUGGCGACGCCCUUUCAGGAGAACGUCGGCUUGAGCUUUCUUAUGGAGGAGGAGAAUCUUGCGCUGGCACGGCGGCUCGGUUUCGCUGGCUGCUUCACGACCAACACACACGACGUCACACGCGACAUAUGCGGCAUGUACGGCUACGAAACACUGAACGUCUACCGCUUCAAGGAGCACGAGUUCAAUGGUGCGAGACCGUACUGCCAUCUACCGGACGAUGCGCACAUCACCGUCAUGGUGAAAUUAUUCUAAGCGGAAUGAGCGGCGCUUCCUGAACAGAACUCCGUCAUUCUUCGUUAUUCGCUCAUGGCUUCCACACGCAAGAAACGUGAAUUGCGCGUGAUAGAACAUUUGAAUGUCCCUGAACCUUUAUAUAUGUAUAUAC